Messenger RNA from Brienomyrus brachyistius, 1457 nucleotides. RefSeq names its product tumor necrosis factor, alpha-induced protein 8-like 3 (gene tnfaip8l3). Bases 161 to 766 code for a protein of 201 amino acids. The record is from RefSeq and is a predicted model, not a curated record. The transcript is spliced from 2 exons. Gene Ontology annotation, biological process: regulation of apoptotic process. NCBI's taxonomy places the organism in Eukaryota, Metazoa, Chordata, Actinopteri, Osteoglossiformes, Mormyridae. Gene Ontology annotation, cellular component: cytoplasm.
AAAGGGAGCCUACUGAAAAGCAGGCAGUCUCGCGGCAGCCGGGACUGGAGCACAGCUGCAGCCAAACUAAACAAACAAAACAAACAAACAAAUCAUUUAAACGAAGAAGAAGUGCCAGGCGAGAAGCUCAUCUGCAGAGAGAGAGGUCCUUUGGGGAGAGAUGGAUUCCGACUCCGGAGAACUCAGCGAGGGGGAGUUUUCUCCAGGCCAGGAAAGCUUCAACUCCAGGAACCUGGCUCUACAGGCCCAGAAGAAGAUCCUGAGCAAGAUGGCCACGAUGGCAGUGGCCAACCUGCUUACCGACGACACCAGCAGCGAGAUCCUGGACGAGCUGUACAGGGCGACACGUGAGUUCACCCGGAGCAAGAAGGAGGCCCACAAGAUCACGAAGGACGUCAUCAAGAUCGCGCUGAAGAUCGGCAUCCUGUACCGCAACCACCAGUUCAGCCCAGAGGAGCUGGAGACGGUGGAGCGCUUCAAGAAGAAGAUGAACCAAGCGGCCAUGACAGCCGUCAGCUUCCACGAGGUGGACUACACCUUCGAUAGGAACGUUCUCUCCGAGGUGCUGCUGGAGUGCAGGGACCUGCUGCACGAGCUGGUGGAGCGCCACCUGACCAUCCGGUCGCACGGCCGAAUCGACCGCGUCUUCAACCACUUUGCUGAUGUGGAUUUCUUGGCUGUUCUCUACGGUUCUCCUGAGUACAGACUCUACCUGGAGAAGAUCUGUGAGGGAAUAAACAGACUUCUGGAUGAGGGCGUGCUUUGACCUAGAUGUCUCACUCUUCCUCAUCCACUUGCUUCGUUUCGUUCUCUGUUUGAAGCCCUAUCACAUCUUCUGUAUAUUUGUUUCUGGAACAAGUUCCAAGGGUCCAGUGUCUUUUUCAUACUGUAACUCCUUUUGUGUCCUACCUUCAUGUGAAAUGCACUCGUCGGUAGGAAAAGUGUCCCGAUCUGUGACGCCAAAUAGCGUUUUACACACUGUGGACUUGUUCUUGUGGGUUCCUGUGCCGAUGAUUGUGUCACACAUGGUGGAUAAUGCAUCUCCUCUUUGUUUAAUAUAUACAGACCCAUGUACAGUAAAAUUUUACUUGUGAAAGGUCUGUCAUUAUGAGGAAUCUGGAGCAAGGGGCAAACAGAUCUGGCUUCAUAAUCACAAUGUAGCACAAAUACAGGUGUGAUCUGUUAUAGCUUAUCGUUUAUGAAAUUUUUAUGGGACAUCUUGCAUACAUAGAUCCCGGUGACCCACAUUGACGUUCCACACCUCGGAAUGUCGACAUGCCAAACAACCAGGCCAAAAGACCCUACGACAGUCCUGAUGCUCCAAGCCCUCGUGAUCAACCAUGUGCUCCUGUUCGUGAAGUGUGCAUACGUUUGUGCGCAUGUUUGUGUGCGUGCGACAGCACUGUCAACGUGAUUGUUAUUGUCAUUUAUAAAAACAACACAAUCAAUCGGAAUAA